UUCAUGCAUAUUCAUAAGCUUUUCCGAGCUGGAAUGUUCCAUUCUGUUGUAGCAUAUUCUUAUUUUCAUAAUUUAUCAAUUACGAAUAAAUACAUGUUUCUUCUCUCUUUUGACCACCGAUUGGUGGAUGAGGAUAUAUUAAUGAGGUCGACCUAGCGUGUAGUGUGCAGAACUCACUCAUACAUUAUCGACAUCGAAUUUAGUGCUUGAAGUCAGGUCCUAUAUCAAGCACGGAGUACUGCGAGCGAGCUCGACUGCAUAUACUCAUUCGUCAAUUUCUAAAAAUAGCCCUGCACUCGCACUAGCUCGCGAGCAUAUAAUGCGCAUGGCUAUCAGGAACACCCCAUAGAUCGCCGAUACGCUCAUACCAGUGACUCAUAUACUAGUCAUCGCUUGAUCUCAGAGAAAAAGAGAGACCACAAUUCGCAGCCGCGGUAGCUAUUCGUCACUAAGGAAGUUCACUUUCGAUAUCUCAUUCAAUUCGCAGUUCAACUGAUACACGAACCCGGGGAUUUUCAGCGCAAGAAGACCCGAGAAUUAAGAGAGAAAAUUCUAAAUCUGUGAUGUACCCAACGAUCAAUAUGCCUGCCGAUGAUGGUAUUCAAGAUCUGUUGACUACUAUGGCGUCUGGUUGUAUGCCCGCUACCAGUGAGGAUUAUACCGCGUCAGAAGACAUCAUGGACAUUUCAAGCUAUGCACCAAGCAUCAGCAGCCAUGUCACCUCGUUACCUAAUGCCAUUCCUACUUCAGUCAUCACCCCAACCACCUCCCUGACUGGUGGCUCCUGGCUUGAACACCCCAACAACAUCCAUGGAGGUAGCUUCGUGCCCCCACCCGUCUCUUCUCAUAACGGUUACCACUCCCCCGCUGUGGUACGGGGAGGGGGUGGUUUAGGGGGGCAACACCCACACCAUCCUCACCAGAGAAUCGUCAGGGAGAGGGGCGAUUUGGAUAUGUACAGAAUGUCACCUUCUACAGGAGGACGCAGAAGGGGAAGAGAUGACGAUGUUAGUAGAAAUUUAUCGCCCGAAGAACGAGACAAGAGACGAGUUCGCCGAGAGAGGAACAAGCUUGCUGCAGCCAAGUGUAGACAGCGACGUGUUGAUCAUACCAACACUUUAAUUAACGAAACGGAGGACUGGGAAGAAAAGAACUCCACUUUGGAACAAGAGAUCUCCAAGCUCCAACAGCAGAAAGAACAACUGGAGUUCAUUCUGGAGGCUCACAAGGCUAUGUGCCGUAAGAACAAGGUCAACAAGGAGACAACUACAACAGCCUCCUGUACCACCGCUACCACCUGCCACGCUAAUACCGUCGCUAGCCUGGACACACCCACCACUGAGGUCGUCACACCCACUCGACUCUUCAACUUCGCUGGCAUGUCUGAGGGUGUCAUGGGUGGCACCAAUCACUCCUCGUCCGGCUCAUCAUCGUCAUCGUGUGGACGGGAAGCCAUGUCAAUCAAAUCAGAAAACAGCAGCAGUGGUAGUGAUAUGUCCAGUCCCGAGUCAGCCCGCCGAACCCUUAUUCAACUCUAAACCGUGUGCUAUUACUAGAACUUGAAUAAAUUUCGGCUUUAUGAAAAUUAAUUCCAUGAAGAGAAAGAAAAGAUACUAAUCGAAAUACGAGUUUAUACGAAUAUUAUGUUAACAGCUCUCAAGCAGUGCGUUCAAAUUUCAAAAUGUAAAAGAAAACGAAAAAUAUCAAGAUUUGUUUCUAUGAAUUUAUUUCAGACUAGAACAAUACAGUUAGUAGAAAAAUGCACAGUAAACGUCAUGGAACAAUGUAGAACAGUUUACAUUCUCUGCAAUUUUUUCAAAUAUAUUUAAUGCUAAAAUGCUUUCGACAUACAUGCCGACAUUAUUGCCGACUGUCAUGUGAUCCAUAUUUCCUUAAAACGUUUGAAAAGGAAACGAGUAGGAAAAACAAAGCUAUUCACUUUCUAAAAUGUAUAUCUUUUGAAGUGGUUUCAAACUUUCAUUCAAUGCUUCCAUUUUUUACUAUUUUGUCUCUUUUACAAUAAAACUAUUGGCUUAAUUGUAUUCAUCUUGAAAAACGAGAAAAAAAAUAUUAAGAGAGUUUUCAUAAUAAGUUAUGAAUCAGGUUUUCUUUUGUAUAACAUUUUUGUAUUCUUAGUUUGUCAUUAUUUCGAAUGAAUGUUUGAUGGAAAAAGAGUAUGGACAAAUAUCGUUUUUUAGAAAAUGGAAUUGUAGAUAUUUAAUGCUGCCUCUUUUUAAAAAUGAUGAUAUAUGUGUUUUCCUCCACGUUACAUUCUUGUCAACGAUAACAAGUAUUUAUAUUCGCGUGCAAUAUAGUAGUAUUAUCUUAUUUACAUGUUAGUUCAUAACCAAACAAAACUUUGGCAAUACAAUCAACAAAGUGAAUGGUUGAGGUAAACAAAAACAAUAACUACACCAAACUCUGUGAUGGAAAUUAGAAUGUGUUUUGUACAGUUCAUGUAGCCUCACUCUGUAGUUCAUAUCUGCGAAGUGAAGAAGCUGAUUUUAUUUUCUUAUCAUAUUACCGAGCAAAGGGAUGUCACUGUCUAUAUUUAGGCGGGAAAACAUGAGUCACAAAUUACUCAUCUUCAAUGCACUGCCUACGCAACCUUAUGGUUCUUUCGUUCCGCAUAGGCCUACAAUCAAAUUUUCAAUGUGAUAAUGACACACUGUUAUUCUAAUUAUUCAAAUGUUGCGUAGUUGGCACAUCUUUCAAAAUGCAACAUUAACUGGUGCAAGAGCUUUCUUUGCGUCCAGUAAAUUUCAAUAUACACGUAGUUCCACAUUGUAGUAUUCACUAGAUACACCAUGUAUCAAUGCAUUAUCUAAUAUGAUAACGAUCAUCAUUUUGUACUCGGGACUUGCCAAGCUAAAGCUUAUUCGCUUAAACAGUUUACUCAAUAACUUUGUGAUUCUAUUAAUUAUUUUGUACAGAUUAUUUUCUUUGCUGUCUAACUUAUUUUCUGGUUAUGUCUUCUAACAUUAGAAAUUAAGAUCGCUUGUAAGUAUUUAUUUUCAGAUAUAUUUAUUUAUUUAUGAGUUCAAAAGAAGAAUACGGAUUAUGAAAGGCUGUUAUUCUAUUAUGUUGUUGUAAGUAUUCUAUAGAAUUGUGCAGAAAGUUGUUUGGAGUAUAAACAUAUUGCAAUAAUUUAAUUCGUUUAAGAUUUUAUGUAUAGUCGUUAUGAUUAUUCUUAAAGCUCAACAUAGUAUUCAAUAAAUCUUUUAUUUUAUUGUGAAAUAUUUCAGUUCAGGUAUCAGAUUUACUUGUUACAUGAUAGAUGUAAACUUGAUUUGUGAUGGGAUGUAAAUAUUGGAAGAAAUGUUGAAUUAAUCGAGGAAACGAGAGAUAACCAGGGAAGAAGUUGAGAAGACUGCUUGUGUGUGAGAUGAGAUAUAAGCACUGCCAUUUUGAAAUGUUUAAUGAUGACUAAACACGCUGUCGGAUUUUUUGUGUGAAAAGAUCUAAGAUUGUAAAUUAAUUUGUCAGUUUAUACAGUCGUUUUGCCUAGAGCGCCUACUCUAAUGCAAGAGAAUUUGAAAAAUAACUGAAAUCGCCUUUUCGGUGUUACCUUUUUUUGUAAACUUUGUAUGCUUCGGUGUUUUCUUUAAGAUCGAAAAAGUCAUAUUGUUCAAAGGAUCUGUCUGUAAUUGUAGUUUGUAUUCCUGUAUAAAGAUCUGUGAAGGUUUAAACGUGUAGUAAUGUACGAAUAUCUGAGUGUUACUGUGUGUAUUUUACGUUUCCUACGAUGGGUUUUUAUAGUGUUAUAAUUUUAGCACGCAAUCUUCCACUUUCAUCCCCUUUUCAUUUAAUUCCUGCAAUUUCUUUUUGUCGACGUAAAUAUCACCAAUAAGGAUUCGUAGUUGAAUAUUUUUUUAUUAGAAGAUCCCAUUUUGAAAAAGAUUGGAUCCAGAUUUACUCUUGAGGAGAAGAUGCAUGUAAAAUUGUCAUUAUCAUUGUCAAUGAUUUGUAAUUGAAAAAAAA
This is a messenger RNA of Strongylocentrotus purpuratus (purple sea urchin), 3981 nucleotides long. Its product is annotated as Fos-related antigen 2-like. Gene Ontology annotation, molecular function: RNA polymerase II cis-regulatory region sequence-specific DNA binding; DNA-binding transcription factor activity, RNA polymerase II-specific. The record is from RefSeq and is a predicted model, not a curated record. Gene Ontology annotation, cellular component: nucleus. Bases 564 to 1538 code for a protein of 324 amino acids. The transcript is spliced from 4 exons. Lineage: Eukaryota; Metazoa; Echinodermata; Echinoidea; Camarodonta; Strongylocentrotidae. Gene Ontology annotation, biological process: regulation of transcription by RNA polymerase II.